Molecule: messenger RNA, 5106 nt
Organism: Xyrichtys novacula (pearly razorfish)
Lineage: Eukaryota; Metazoa; Chordata; Actinopteri; Labriformes; Labridae
Source: the annotation of a GenBank genome assembly
GUUUCCUCUGAAGGGGGUCUGGUCUGGACUGAGAUCUGGAGUUUGGACAUCCGGUUGAAGCUCGACUCCUUUUUUAUUUCUCAUCUGUAACCGGUGACCUCUGACCCCCCUCACUGUCUGUGGUCUUAAACACACCAUGAUCAUCAACCAACAAAGAAGAAGAAGAGGAGGACAGUCCGAGCGCUCAUCAGGAAUCAACCCUCGUCAGAUCACGUGUGUGCGGCGCAGUUUGAGGGAGGAGUCAACGACGGAGCGCCUUUAAAUGAAAAAGACAGGAUAUAUAAAUGAGAGAGAGAGAGAGAAGGAGAGGUGUUUCAAAGUCAAGAGGAGGAGAGGAAGACGGAGGAAACUGAGGAGGAGAAAAAAACUUGAGAAUCACAGGAUGAAAAUUUAAGAAAAAAGGAGGACGAGAGAAAAAGAGGAAAAAACUGUUCAGAUGGAGAGAAAGAAAGAGAAGAUCUGACUGAAGAGGAAGAGGAAGAAGAGACGGUUGGUUUUAUUUUCUGCUGAAUGUAUCAGGUCAGUUUGAUUUAAUUAAUACGAACAAAAUCAGACUUUAAAAUUUUCAUUUUUCAGAUUUUAAUCAUCUUAAAAAAAAGAAACAGAAAACUAGAAAAUCCAUCCGUCUGUGUUUCAGAAGUCAAUGUUUUUAUUGAAAUUAAAAUUAUUUUUUUCAAUAUUUUCAUAUAAAAGACAGAAAUGACCAUCCCUGUAUAUCUACCAGCAAUGAUCAAUAUUUAUUAUUGAUAAAGUGAAAUCAGAGCUCUGUGCUUCAUCAGGACUCUGAUCUUUAUUUCAUAUCAUAUUAGUGUGUUUUAAUAAAAAAAAUCAUGAAGUGAAUAAAUAAAAAAUCAUUUUUGAAAGUUAUGAACUGUAUAUUUAAAAUGAAAGUAAAAUAAAGAAGUCAUAUUUUUAAAUUAAUUCUUACAGAGCAAAAAUAAAAAACAUUUAAAAAAAAAAAAGUUAAUAAAUGAAUUUUAAAAUGUGAAAUUAAAUGAUUUGAUAUUUUUCUACCAGAGUAAAGAAAUAAAUAAAAGAUUUAUUAUAAAAACUGGAUCAAAUUUUCUGUUCUGAAGGUCCAGUUCUGUCGGUCCGGUCCGGUCCGGUCUGAACUGAUGAUCGUUCUUCUGACUGCAGGACUCAAAGAUGAGGAUGACUCUGGACUCUGAGGAGGUACUCUUUCUCUCUUUCUCUGGUUCCAGUUUUUACCUGUUCGUCAGACAGGAACUUUAAAACCUGUUUUUAUUCAUGUUUCCUGUCUGUCAGUCCAUCAGGUGUACGGCGUCCACCUGCAGCUGCGUCUGUUUCAGACCUGGACGUGUCCAACUCAGGUCAUGUGAUCUCUGCGGACACAGCUGGGUGGCUCACGGUAAGAUGAAAACACCACUCUCCAUAUCAGGAAUCAUUUCUCAAGAUCGAUUCAGAAAUACCUAAAAAAAAACAAAAGGAUCUCAAAAACAAAAGGAUCUCAGUCUUGUCCACCUAAGAUCCCAGUCCUGACAGAGUUUCAAACAUUCAGAUGUCCACCUUGACAUAAAUGUCCCAGAACAUUUCCACUCGCCAUCGCCUCAUCAGGUUUCGUCUUCACUCUUGAGUCCAAAUCUGAAUUUUCUGUGUGUGUCAAUAAAGUUUAACGUCGAUGUUUCGCAGAUUUAAGACCAGCUGUCCUUCAAACACUUUGUCCCCGUCGUACAGGUGUCCACCAAAAACAACAGCAGGUACUAAAACCCUCCACAUCAGGACCAACUUCUGAGGAGGUUCAGGUUUUAGUCUGACAGCAACAAACACUCUGCAGAUGUUCUCAGUCACUGCGGUGACAUGAAGUCAGGUGUCGCUGUCAUCCCAUCACCAUGAGCAUCUGGAGAGAACAUCUGCAUUCACACACACACACACACACACACACACACACACACACACACAUUGUCAUCUGUGCUGUAAAGUUUGACAUUUUUUGUGUUUCUACUGGCAGCGACUUUAGUCCAAAUCAAACUGGGUUCAGGUCUCGGACGGGUCACUAACGGUCAGACAACUUUGUCUCGGGACAGUUCAAACUUUUCAAAACCAACCUCUAUCAGACUUUUCUCAAAGUUCUGGUCCAAAGAAGUCCCCCUUGAUCACUGGUCCGGCUUCAGAAGAAGACAGUAGGACAGGAACUUUUCACGGUUGUCCUUCUCUUCCAGCCAUGGAGAAGCUCCAGUUCCAGCCUCUCUCCAGCUGUGGCCCAGUCGAGGUGGCUCUUCCUGGGCUGGUGUUCGACCUGAGCUCCCUGGUCUUGUAUGGAGCUCAGGCCAUUCCUGUUCGAUUGAAGAUCCUGCUGGACCGUCUCUACAGUAUCCUGACCCCAGAGCAGGUUCUGGACCGACUCUAAAACUAGAGGAAUCAUGUUCGAGCUGAAUAAAACUUUUUUAGUUUAAUUGAAUGUGUUCACCAUGUUCCCUACAGGUUGGACACAUCCUGCACACUCUGGGCUGGAGUCUGGGGGACUAUGUUCGAGGGUACAAGCUCCAGGUAAGAACUUCUGCUGUGUGCUGUAGCGACUAAGUCUGUGGUGUCCUUAUUCACUUAUGAAGAAUGGUCUUUCAGAUGGUCUUGGUCUUUCAAAUACUCAGCUCCAAGUUCAUGAAACACAGUCCUCUGCUAACUCCUGGUCUCUCUGUAUGUCCGUCCAGUACCCAAGUGGAAAGGUGUUAGACCGCUGGUUGAUGGUGACCCCCGAAGAGGAGCUGCUCAUCCUCAAACAGUUCCUUCGCUUCGGUGAGACUCGCCCAAUCGUGGAAUUGAUGACGCUUCAGUGCCUAGCAGCUAAUCCGGACCUGAACCUCCGGUUUAAAACCACGAAAGGGCAGUCAGGUUCAACGACUGAUGUCUUCUGUUACAAGAAAAAAGGUCCUGCCGACCACAACAACGCCAUCCACCAUUUUGAAGACUCUCCAGGUGGACUCUCUUUGCUGUUGCCUUUCCACUUUCAAAACUCCACGUUCCACCUCCCCACAAAGGUACUCCAGGAAGGUUCCCCCUUAGUCCGAGAUCCUCCCUCUGACACCACUUACUUUCUCUCCAUGAUCACUCUCCACCUUCACUUCUCUUUUUCAGGAUCUUGUUCCUCCAUGUAAGGUCUCAUCCUUACCGAGGUCCAGCCAUGCCAAAUGGGUUGAAAGAAACCAGCAGGAGGGAGGAAGAGAGGGUUCACAGAACAGCCAGGAGGACUCAGCAGUGACGAUCAAAGCAGACCCUGACCGGCCGAACCUGUCCCAGUCAGUCAGGCACCAAAAACCCUGGUUCCACCACGAGCAGGAUCUUCAUCUUCACAGAAACAUCUCCUCACUCUCUCCUCCCUUUAACCCCUCACUCAUCUCUGUUUCUCCCCCGCUCACCUCCUCUCCCCUGAACAAUCCCCAGAGGCUGCAGCGAUCCUCUUCCCACUCCCCUAGUCCUCUUCCAUCCUUCACAUCCUCCUUCUUCUCCGCUCUUCCCACCACCUCUUUUUCCUCCUCCCUCUGCCCUCUCCCAUCUGCUCCUUCCUCACUUCAUCCUCUCCCCUCCUCCCUCUGCACCCUCCCUUCUCUUUCACCUGCAGGAGGUCGAAAAGGGAGGGUCUGCUGUGGUGUUUGCGGGAAGAGCUUCUAUGACAAAGGUAAGAACAUUAUAACAUCCCUGAUUUCAUUUUCAGUCCGAGUCCGAGGUCCAUGACAGACUUUUUAAACCUCAACUACUCAAGUAAUUUCAGGCCUUGCUGGAUCCAGCAGAUUUGUGACUCUGAAUCUAACUGAUUAUUUCUAUAACGCACACUUUCAUUUGUGCAGGUACUCUGAAGAUCCACUACAACGCCGUCCACCUCAAGAUCAAACACCGCUGCACCGUGGCGGGCUGCACCAUGGUGUUUAGCUCUCUGCGAAGUCGGAACAGACACAGCGCCAACCCGAACCCACGACUACACACCGGGAUCAUCAGAGAUGUCCACGCCAACAGAAACCCCAACGCUGGCCCGCACUCCGAGGUUCUGAUCCACAAAAAUGUUCGCAAAAACACACAGACACAACUCUACCGGGAAAAAGAGAUUCAGAACGCACUCUGGCAACAGGACGAAGAUGCACACACACUUUUACACAUCCACACCCUAAAAAAUGGGUUAAACCACCAAACACAUCCCCAACAAGACUGCUGGGAAACCACACCACCUCAAGCUGACUCCCCUCCCUCAGUUCCUCAACCUCUGUCCAAGACUCUGAAACCAAAUACCGACCAGAACUUCACCUGCAAAUUUGACCUGCAAACCGAGGCUCCACCUCCACCCCCAGUCUUCCCAGUUCAGAGUACCUCCUCUCCAGACUCACCUCCUUCUCUCAUCCAUGUGGUUUCUCAAGCUCCAGAGAAACCAAACUGCUACUCAAGUCUUCAACCCAACCACAAGUUACUGUCCUCCCUUCCUGACACCACCUCUGUCUCCUUUUCAAGCUACACCAGUCAACCCUGUGAGGAUGGCGGCCCAGAGCAAAAACAAGGCAAAGCUUGCACUGGUCCACUGACCAAUCAGCAGCAGCGAUGGGACACAUGUGACCCUUUGCCAAAGAAGAAGUCGAGGAAGUCAAGUAUGCCUGUGAAAAUAGCGAGAGAGAAGAUGGAAAACAAGGAUCAGGAGGGUUACUGAAGAUCCACGGUGGGUUGGUGGUCAGCAGAACAUUAUUUUAACUCUCAGUUUGUGAAGGAACUUUUCUUCUAACCCCCUUUAUGUCUGUAGAAAACUUGUUAAUAUUCUUUCAACUUGAUUUGAGAUUUUUAGAAGGAUGCUGAUUGUCCUAUCAUCUUCUCAUUGACUUCUCAUCGCAAUAAAACUCUGAGUAUGUUAAAAAACAAUCCAAUCUUGUGAAGGUAAAAGCAGCUAUCAUUCAACUUUUACAACUUUAGUCUAAGAAAGUUGUUUUAUAACUCUGAACGUCCAAAAAACCUCCUUAAAUAACCCGCUAGUCUCCAAAAGUGGACGGAUUUUAUAUCGUCCAGGUCCAUUUUUUGUGACAUGUAUAAUAUAAUAUAGCAUGCUGCUUUAGUGCAGGAGCUCCCCCUUGUGUUAAGUCUAUGUUUAUGCAAUAAACUGCUUCAAAACCUCAA